Cajanus cajan (pigeon pea) is the source of this 1043-nucleotide messenger RNA. Lineage: Eukaryota; Viridiplantae; Streptophyta; Magnoliopsida; Fabales; Fabaceae. The record is from RefSeq and is a predicted model, not a curated record.
GUUACAUAGUAUUAUAAUAUUCUUACGCUAUUCACUUAUCACUACUCUCUUGGCAUAAGUUGAUACACACUAUUCUUCUCUCUUCUUGUUCUUGCUUGCAGCAUGGAAAUGAAUUCCUCUGGUGGUGCCUCCGGUUGGCUUUAUGAUUAUUCCUUUGACAUCUCUGUUGCUGGUGCUGACUUCAUGGCUGCAGACUCUGCUGGUUUCAGUUGGGGGCCUCAGAGUCAGACCUUCAAGGGUCCUUCAAAUAUGAGCUUAGAAAUGGAAUACUCACUGGAUUCAACUGUCCUGGAAAAUGGUCCUUCUAAACGGUUAAGGACUGAAUCAUGUGCAUCUGGCUCCAAGGCAGGUCGUGAGAAAUUGCGAAGGGAUAAACUGAAUGAGAGGUUUCUGGAAUUGAGUUCCAUCUUGGAGCCUGGUAGGCUGCCCAAAACAGACAAAGUUGCAAUAUUAAGUGAUGCGGCUCGAGUGGUAAUUCAAUUGAGAAAUGAAGCCGAGAGGGUGAAGGAAAUGAAUGAUGAAUUACAGGCAAAAGUUAAAGAAUUGAAGGCCGAAAAGAAUGAGCUUCGUGAUGAGAAGAAUAGGCUGAAGGAAGAGAAAGAAAAAUUGGAGCAGCAGGUAAAACUGACAAAUGUGCACCCUAGCAUCCUCCCUCAAACCGCAACUGCUAAAGGACAAGUUGGUGGCCACAAGCUGAUACCUUUCAUUGGAUACCCUGGAUAUGCCAUGUGGCAGUUUAUGCCCCCUGCUGCACUUGAUACAUCAAAGGAUCAUCUGCUUCGACCUCCAGUUGCAUAAAGUGGUUAGCAAUAGCAUCCACUUCUUUGUUGUGUGUGUUAUUUGCUUGUGUUAUAUUUUUGUGUAAGUUAUCCAUCUUGUCUAUUGUGUGUUUUCUAAAGUCAGUAAUGGAAAGUGUGCUUGGAAACUUGGUUAUAUGAUAAAUUUGUGCUGUUGUUUUGUUGUCUGAACUAUAUUAAGAAAAUACUACAUGUCAUGGCUACAAAGUGUGUUUCAUUAUUAAAAAUAAAAGUGAGUUUAAGUGA